Papaver somniferum (opium poppy) is the source of this 1928-nucleotide messenger RNA. RefSeq names its product protein DETOXIFICATION 41-like. Bases 144 to 1679 code for a protein of 511 amino acids. Gene Ontology annotation, cellular component: vacuolar membrane. Gene Ontology annotation, biological process: xenobiotic detoxification by transmembrane export across the plasma membrane. NCBI's taxonomy places the organism in Eukaryota, Viridiplantae, Streptophyta, Magnoliopsida, Ranunculales, Papaveraceae. Gene Ontology annotation, molecular function: xenobiotic transmembrane transporter activity; antiporter activity. The record is from RefSeq and is a predicted model, not a curated record. The transcript is spliced from 8 exons.
CAAAAUCUAAGAAGGGUAGCUAUCUAACAAAUUUCCACCUUCCUCUAUAGAUUUGCACCUACACUCCCCUUAGUGAUGGGAUAGUUUAUACAUGAAAGUUAACAGUUAGAUUGAGUUCAAGAAGUUGAUACAAAGAAAUAACCAUGAGCAGUACUGGUGGUAGUGGUGGUGAAAAUGAACCAUUGUUACCUGAUGUUGAAUUCCGGCUCGACAACGUCUGUGGCUCAACAGACUCCAUCGAAGAGUUUCUUGAACAUCAAGAGAGGAUAUCACUGAGGUUAUGGGUUAGACUUAUCUGUUGGGAAUCUAAAGCUAUCUGGUUACUUUCAUGGGCAUCAAUUACUGUUUCAAUUUUCAACUACAUGCUCAGUUUUGUCAACUUAAUGUUCGUUGGAAAUAUUGGAUUUAUUGAACUUGCUGGUGCUUCUCUUACUAACUUGGGGAUUCAAGGUUUUGCUUAUGGUGUCAUGUUGGGUAUGGCUAGUGCAGUCCAAACAGUAUGCGGUCAAGCCUACGGAGCGAAAAAAUACUCUUCCCUUGGUGUAAUCUGCCAAAAGGCUAUCAUUUUACACCUUGGAGCAGCCAUUCUUCUCUCCUUUCUCUACUGGUAUGCUGGUGACAUUUUCCGAGCACUGGGCCAAACAACUGAGAUUGCGAAACAAGGGGAGAUUUUCGCAAGAGGGUUACUACUUCAGCUUUAUGCAUUUGCACUGUACUGUCCGAUGCAAAGAUUUUUGCAAUCACAAAACAUAGUUAACCCUUUAGCUUACAUUUCCAUUGGGGCUUUCUUGUUCAACAUAUUGUUCAAUUGGUUGGCUGUUUAUGUGCUGGAUUCCGGGGUUUUCGGUGCAGCUAUUGCAUUGGGUCUAUCCUGGUGGAUUUUAGUUUUAUUAACUGGAAUGUAUAUUGUUUUAAGUCCAUCUUGCAGUCAAACUUGGACUGGCUUCUCUGUUCAUGCUUUUAGGGGUUUAUGGCCUUACUUCAAACUCACUGCUGCAUCUGCUGUCAUGUUGUGUUUGGAGAUAUGGUACAAUCAAGGACUUGGACUAAUAUCAGGAUUUCUUCCUAAUCCUGCAAUUGCACUUGAUUCUAUUUCUAUAAGCUUGAAUUACUUGAACUGGGACUUGCAGUUUAUGCUAGGCUUCUGCACAACAGCAAGUAUACGAGUCGGGAACGAGCUUGGAGCAGCUCAUCCAAGGAUUGCAAGGUUCUCAGUUAUAGUCAUUAACUUGACCAGCAUUUUAAUCAGCAUAGUGUUCAGUGCAAUUGUCAUGAUAUUCAAAACCAUAUUAAGCAAGGCUUUCACUAGCAAUGAAGAGGUUAUCAAGGCAGUAUCAAAUUUGACUCCAUUGCUUGCAAUCUCAGUCUUGUUAAAUGGAAUCCAACCCAUUCUUUCAGGUGUGGCAAUUGGGAGUGGAUGGCAAGCUUUGGUUGCAUAUGUUAACUUGACUACCUACUAUAUCAUUGGUCUUCCUAUUGGAUGUCUUCUGGGUUUCAAAACUAGUUUGGGAGUUGCUGGGAUAUGGUGGGGUAUGAUAAUUGGAGUUCUACUACAAACCAUAACCCUCAUUAUACUAACUGCUAGGACUGAUUGGAAUAAAGAGGUAGAUAAAGCUGUUGAGCGCCUAAGGAAAUCGUCCAACGCAGAAGCAAGUUGGCCAACAGUGAUGCCACAUUGACAGCCACACGGCGCAAAUUAGAACCGAGUGGUUUUUAUUUUGUCAGUGAACAGAGAUUGUAGUGAAUUUACGAAUUUACAUAAGUCGGUAAGAAUGGACACCAGUUCUUCAAUUGUUCCCUGCUUGUUAUGGUUUGCACUUUGGAAUCUGAUAGCCAUUUAACUGGGAUUAUGGAUUGGGCUUCCAAGCAUGAACCAUAUAGCAUGUAAUUUUAUGAAAAUAAAGCACCAAAUACUAUGGUGUGCGUUC